GGCAACGCAGUUGAAUAAGUAUUAACGCAGCGGUUGCGAAGCAGAGAAACUCAACAAUGGCAGGGCAAAUAAAAUUAACAAUGGGAAACCUACCUGUUGGUUAUCGUUUUAAACCAACGGAUGGUGAAAUAAUUAGUUUCUAUCUUCCACUGAAAUUGAAGGGAGAGAUAAUUCCUCACGAUUGCUUUGUAAAUUGCGAUUUGUAUGGAGACAAAGAGCCAUGGAUGAUUUUCGACAAAAAUCUGAAGGAAACCUUUUAUGCAUUCACCAAACUGAAGAAAAUAACGACUAAAAAUGGAUCUGUGAUUAAAAGAACAGCUGGUAUCGGAAAUUGGGAUUGUCAAAAUAUUGAAAUUGUUGAAAACAGGGAAGGUCGCUCAAUUGGGGUUAAGAAAUCAUUAGUUUUUCAAGUGGAGGAAGGGGAAUCGGAGGAGAAUGGCCACUGGGUCAUAGAUGAGUAUUCGGUUCAUCCCGAGGACGAAUAUGUUAUUUGCAGAAUCAGAAACAAAGAUAUGGACGAAGAAAAUCUUAUAAAAAAGCGCAUUCUAGCAAUGGAAGAAAACGAUCAACAGGCUCCAAAACGAUUUCGGGUUUCUGAUCUGAUUUCUCUGUCGGACCAAGAAGAUGUAAUCCAAGGCGAAGAAAGUUCCCCUGCGGAUGAAGAAACCACUGAUAGUGAUGAAUAUACUGACGAAGGUAGUGCAGAUAGCUCCAAGGACUGAAUAUUAUGGAAGGAUAUGCAGACUGAGACUGUCGUUGCUUUUGGUACAGUUGUGGCAGGAUUGUACUACCUCACCAAAGACUCCUUUUCUCUUCAAAGUCACAAUGCCAUCUACAUAGCAGAUUCUACACACCCCAGUUAUCUUGCCUAUCUAUGGCACUCUAGAUUAGGCCACUUAUCAAAUAAGAGAUUAAAUCAUGUUCAUGGCUUACCAAAAUGUGAUUUUUCUUCAAUUGUAUGCCCUGUUUGUCCACUUUCAAAGCAAUCAAGACUACCCUUUUCACCUAGCUA
Molecule: messenger RNA, 1012 nt
Organism: Jatropha curcas
Lineage: Eukaryota; Viridiplantae; Streptophyta; Magnoliopsida; Malpighiales; Euphorbiaceae
Source: RefSeq, a predicted model, not a curated record